Trichoplusia ni (cabbage looper) is the source of this 5866-nucleotide messenger RNA. RefSeq names its product membrane alanyl aminopeptidase-like (gene Apn4). The transcript has 29 exons. Lineage: Eukaryota; Metazoa; Arthropoda; Insecta; Lepidoptera; Noctuidae. Gene Ontology annotation, molecular function: zinc ion binding; metalloaminopeptidase activity; peptide binding. Gene Ontology annotation, cellular component: cytoplasm. Bases 16 to 5823 code for a protein of 1935 amino acids. The record is from RefSeq and is a predicted model, not a curated record. Gene Ontology annotation, biological process: proteolysis; peptide catabolic process.
UGAAACACAAAGAACAUGAUAACGGCAAAUCGCUUCACAUUCCUCCUUUUGGGGGUGGCCCUGGCCCAGGGCAUCCUUGCCUAUAGUCCCAUCGAGAUGCCAGAGGACGAAUGGCAGGAAUACAGGAAUUUAAUGAGGGAUCCUACGUAUAGACUAGUACGAACAACCGAACCUGAAACUUAUAAAGUGACUCUGACGCCAUACUUUGAUACUAAUGACGCGAAAGCUUUCACUUUCGAUGGAGAAGUGGAGAUUCUCAUAAAGGCCAAUCAAGCUGUUUCAGAGAUCGUGCUACACUGCAACGAUUUGACUAUUUCAAAAUUGACUGUUACUACGGAGACCUCCACAACUGAUUUGGCCGAAGCCGGUCAAACCUUCACUUGCGAAGCAAAUACUAGCUUUUUAAGAAUAAAAACUACGUCACCUUUGGAGGCUGAAGCUAAAUACGUCAUAAAGAGCGAAUUUACGGGUAAUCUCCAAACUAACAUGAGAGGUUUUUACAGAAGUUGGUAUGUCGACAGCAGUGGUAAUAAGAGAUGGAUGGCUACAACUCAAUUCCAACCUGGUCAUGCGCGCCAGGCCUUCCCUUGCUACGAUGAACCGUCUUUCAAGGCCUUAUUCGAUAUUACCAUCAAGCGGCUACCGGACUUCUCUGAAACCCUAUCAAACAUGCCAAUCAAAACAAGGGGACCGCUCACUGAUGGUAGAAUUGCUGAAACCUUCCACACUACUCCUAAAACCUCUACGUAUUUGCUUGCGUUCAUUGUUUCUCACUACAAGGAGGUUGCUACUGGCACCGACCUCAAUAGACCCUUUAAGAUCUAUGCUCGUGACAAUGCUAAACUCACCGGAGAUUGGUCUUUGGAUAUUGGUGAACGUCUUCUCGAAGAGAUGGAGAAGAUCACAGAUGUUCCAUACUACGGAAUGGCUCUAAACAUGGAUAUGAAACAGGCCGCCAUCCCUGACUUUUCUGCAGGAGCUAUGGAAAAUUGGGGUCUUUUGACAUACAGAGAAGCCCUCAUUCUUUACGAUCCUAAACAUUCCAACCAUUUCUACAAGCAACGUGUAGCCAACAUUGUGUCUCAUGAGAUUGCUCACAUGUGGUUCGGAAAUUACGUCACUUGCGCCUGGUGGGACAACCUGUGGCUAAACGAAGGAUUCGCGAGAUUCUACCAAUACUACUUGACAGACAGGGUUGAUAAAAAUUUAGGCUUUGAUACUCGUUUCAUCGUGGAGCAACUGCACACGUCACUGCUUUCCGACUCUGGUGUUAACGCUCAUCCCUUGACAGACGAGAAUGUGAGCAGCCCAACAACUGUCAGCGCUCAUUUCUCAACCAUCACCUACGCCAAAGGAGCCUCUGUACUCAGAAUGACGCAGCACUUGCUCGGUAACUCAACUUUUGAGAAAGGUCUUAGGAGCUAUCUGAAAGCAAGGAGAUAUGAUGUCGCCACACCUGAUGACUUGUUCGACGCACUUCAAGAAGCUGCAACAUUGGAUGGAGCCCUGACCCAGUAUCCUGGUGCCACUGUUAAGGCCUAUUUUGAAACUUGGACAUCAAAAGCUGGUCACCCGCUACUGACAGUUACUGUUGGUAACGAUGGAACUAUGAAAGUAACUCAGGAACGCUUUGGACUCACUCCUGUCACUACUUUUGAAGGAACUUGGCAAAUUCCAAUAACUUGGACUAGUCAAGGAAAUGUGGACUUUUAUGAUCUUAAGCCAUCCCGUAUUUUAACUGGAACUUCUACAACUAUCGAUGUUGGCACUGAUCAAAGAGGUUGGCUUAUUUUCAACAAACAGCAAACUGGUUUCUACAGGGUUGACUACGAUCCAAUUACUUGGGCACAUAACACCAUGGCUCUAAGGAACGCUGAAGUAAGGAAGGACAUCCAUGUAUACAACCGUGCCCAGAUCGUGGAUGACGUAUUUUUACUAGCCAGAUCUGAAAGGAUGACCUACAGACAGGCGUUUAACAUUCUCUCGUUCCUUGAAUUUGAAGACGAGUACGCACCUUGGAUCGCCGCUAUUGCCGGAUUUAACUUUGCUGUGAGGAGAUUGGCUCACGAUGAAGCUGCUUUAGCCAAGUUACAGGCACAUAUCCACAGCACUGCCGCUGCUGUUGUCAAUCGUUUAGGUUACGAAGACAAGGGUGGAGACGAUAACUUUAUGGACGACCUCCUCCGCAUGAACCUCAUGCAGUUCCUCUGCAACGUCAAUCACGAAAAGUGUAUAGAGGAAGGAGUCAAAUCCUUCCAGAGCUGGAAAGCGAAUGAAGCAUUCCACAUCCCCGCUAACCACCGUCCAUGGGUCUACUGCGCUGGUCUCCGGGCUGGUGACGCUAGCGAUUUCGAUGUCUUCUGGUCACGUUACCUCAAAGAAGAUCUGGCUAGUGAGAAGGUAGUCAUGGUUACUGCAGCCGGUUGUACUGGAGACGAGGCAAGCUUACGCAAGUUCCUGAAUGCCAUUGUGGAUGACAAGGAAGACAUUAGACCUCAAGACUAUUCUGUUGCCCUCAACUCUGCCAUUGCUUCAAACGAAGUUAAUACACUGAGAGCCUUCGAAUGGUUGAAAACUAACGUGGACCAAACUGUGAAGACGCUUGGCAGUAUCAACUCUCCUCUCAGCACAAUUAGCAGUCGACUGUUGAAUGACGCUCAGAUUAAUACUGUCGAAACCUGGUUGAAUGAAAACGCUGAAAUUAUCGGUGCAUCAGCUGUAGCCGCUGGCAGAUCUGGUAUUGCGACUUCUAAGAGCAAUAUCGAGUGGUUGACUAAGAGGAAGGUUGAAUUCGAAGAUUACUUCGAAACCGGGUUCGAAGAUCCCUUGGCCCCACCAGUAACCGAAACUGAAGCCUCGACCAGCAGCCCGACAGCUGCUCCGUCCACCACCGAGGCUCCUGCCUCAGCAAGCACUGCCGCACUUAGUGUCGUCGCCAUGUUGGUCACCCUUGCUGUCAACUUUGUCUGUACCAAGAUGUUUGUUCCCAUAAUUUUCUGCAUCCUCUUGGGUGCCAUCAGUGCCACACCUCAGGACGACUUCAGAUCGAAUCUGGAGUUCGCCGACUACGGAACCAACUGGGUGAACAAUGGCUACAGGUUGAACGACUUCGUUCAGCCCACCGAAAUGAUCGUAGACCUUGAUGUUUACCUGAGACAAUUCAGAUUUGAUGGAGUUGUGAGAAUCAACGUUGAUGUAACAGAAAACCAGCUGAACCAGAUCGUUUUGCACCAAAACUUGGUUAAAGUAGAAGGUGUUAACGUUGUGAACGCUGUCACAAAUGACCCCGUGCCUCUCAAAAUCACAGACCCCUUCAGUGUUAACAGCACUUUUGAACUUCUGGUCAUAAACUUUGAUAGUCCUAUCAACAGUGGCAAGUACGCUAUCACUGUUCGUUAUGAAGGAAAAAUCAACGAAAACCCGAUCGACAGAGGUUUCUACGCCGGAUACUACUUCUACAACGGUGCCAAGAGGUACUACGCUACCACUCAGUUCCAGCCCUACCAUGCGAGGAAAGCAUUCCCCUGCUUCGAUGAACCUCAGUUCAAGUCUCGCUUCACUAUCUCCAUUACAAGAGACAAUGACUUAACCCCAUCGUUCUCAAACAUGGCCAUUUCUAGAACCGAACAAAUUGGAAACCGUGUUCGCGAGACCUUCCACCCCACGCCCAUAAUUUCUGCCUACUUGGUUGCUUUCCACGUGAGCGACUUUGUCAGCACCGAGUACACUAGCACAGCCUCUAGGCCCUUUAAGAUCAUCUCUCGUCAAGGAGCUACCGCGCAGCACGCAUAUGCCGCUGAAAUCGGUCUUAAAAUCACUGACGCUUUAGACGACUAUUUGGGUAUCCAAUACCACGAAAUGGGACAAGGUGUUAUCAUGAAGAAUGACCAUAUCGCUCUGCCUGACUUCCCCUCUGGUGCUAUGGAAAACUGGGGUAUGGUUAACUACAGAGAGGCAUACCUGUUGUACGACCCUGAACACACCAACCAAAACAAUAAGAACUUUAUUGCUUCCAUCAUGGCUCACGAACUCGGACACAAAUGGUUUGGUAACCUCGUCACCUGCUUCUGGUGGAGUAACCUCUGGCUCAACGAGUCUUUUGCCAGCUUCUUCGAAUAUUUUGCUGCUCACUGGGCUGAUCCAGCUUUGGAAUUAGAAGACCAGUUUGUUGUCGACUACGUGCACAGCGCUCUUACUUCUGAUGCCAGCUCUGGCGCGACUCCCAUGAACUGGGAUACAGUUGAAGACAAUCUGUCCAUCUCGGCUCACUUCAGUACCACCAGCUACGCCAAAGGAGCCUCCGUGCUCAGGAUGAUGGAGCACUUCCUUGGACAAAGGAACUUCAGAAACGGUCUCAGAUAUUACUUGAGAGACAACGCCUAUAAAAUCGGAACUCCCGAGAACUUGUAUGACGCCCUGAGACAGGCUGCCUCGGAGGACUUCACUUUUGCCCGUGAUUUCCCUAACGUGAACGUUGGAGCAGUGCUCGACAGCUGGGUCCAGAACCCUGGUGCACCAGUCUUGAAAGUCGACGUUAACAUGGAAACUGGCCUUAUCACAGUUACACAGGAACGCUACGUGGUCACCGGUAACCAACCUUCAAACCCUACAUGGCAGAUUCCACUCACAUGGACCCACGCUGGUGAAAUGAACUUCACCAACCUCAGACCUAAGACCGUCUUAUCAAGCCCUUCUACCACAAUUCAGGGAGCACCUGGUCACAACUGGGUUAUUUUCAACGUUGCCCAAUCCGGUCUGUACCGUGUCAACUACGACUCCCACAACUGGGAGAUGCUCGGUUCAUACUUGAAGAGUACCAACAGGCAAAACAUCCACAAACUGAACAGAGCUCAGAUCGUCAACGACCUUCUGUUCUUCAUUCGUUCUAAUGACAUCAGCAAGGCUCUUGGUUUUGGCGUCCUUGACUUCUUGGGCAGCGAGACUGACUACUACGUAUGGGCCGGUGCCCUCACCCAGCUGGACUGGAUCCGCAGACGUCUGGAGCACAUCCCUCAGGCUCACGAAGCUUUCACUAACUACCUUCUUUCACUUAUGAACGCCGUGAUCAACCAUCUUGGUUACAACGAGCUUGCUACUGACUCAACCUCCACGAUCCUGAACAGGAUGCAAAUCAUGAACUUCGCUUGCAACCUCGGCCACGCUGGUUGUAUCGCUGACAGUCUCAAUAAAUGGAACAGUUUCAAGAAUAACAAUGAGACUGUUCCAAAGAACCUUCGUCGCUACGUCUACUGCACCGGUCUUCGUGAGGGUAACGCCACUGACUACGAGUUCUUGCUCGAAAAAUACAACAGUGGUGAGAACACAGCCGAUAUGGUGAUCAUGCUUCGUGCCCUUGCCUGCUCCAGGGACCAGACUAGAAUCGUACACUACCUGCAAGAGAGUAUGAACAACGACAAGAUUCGUAUCCACGACCGUACCAACGCGUGGGCUUACGCUCUCCAAGGCAACCCCGAGAACUUGCCAACAGUUCUGAACUUCUUCUAUAAUAACUUUGCGGAGAUUCGUACUAAGUAUGGCGGUGAAAUCCGUCUGAACACGUGCAUCAGCUCCUUCACCGCUCAUUUGACUAGCCACGAGAGGAUAGAAGAAUUCCACUCAUUCGUGUACCAGAACCAGAUAGCAUUGGAGGGUUCCUUCAGUGUCGGAGACUCAGUAGCGAGGUCUGCCAACGCCAACAUGCUGUGGGGUAAUGCCAAUGCUCCCGAGAUCUACGAGUUCUUGAACACGAAGAGUGGUGCCGCCACCAUCGUCGCCUCAUCCAUCCUUCUCCUUGCAGCCUCACUCGUCCAGAUGCUGCGUUAAUUUAUUUAAUUUAAGACUUCAAAAUAAUUUAAGAGAAACAAAA